AUGCUGGGCUUCUACCAGGCGCAGCACGCGCAAAACCGCAAGCCUUUUCUGGCUUAUGUGCUGCAGGUGUGCACGGCCAAUGCGCACUUCCUGGUGUACCGUCGGUACUCUCAGAUCGCGUCUCUAGCUGCCAAGCUUCACUUUCAUCCUCCGGUUGGCCUUCCACCUAAGUACGCGCUCCAGGUGUUUCCUUUAUCGAGCGUACAACUACAGCAGCGCUUCGACGGCCUUCAGAGCUUCCUACGUGAAGUCGUAGCGCAUUUGUCGCGGCAACACGCGGCUGGAAUGCACCACGACACGAGCUCCAGUGCUGGUCUAGACAUGCAGAUUUUCUGCGAUUUUGUGGCCCACCACCGCAACCGACCGCCUAGGCCUGUGAAAGGCGAACUGCCGGACUGGGCUAAACCCACAGUGGAGACCACGGCGUGGGCAGACGCUGACAGCGUCACAGACAGCGAAGACGUGGGGAUUGAGAGCGACGGCUCAGACCAGGAGCUGUUGGAACAGGUAGACAUCAUCGAUGUGUCCACACGAUUUAGGAAUGACGUGCUGCAAGCUGAGGGUAAUAUCAGUGCGUUGUGGCACUGUGUACGAGCCUAUAUGCAGGCCACGACAGCAUGGUGGGGGGCCACGACUGCUGUACUGGACGAGUACAAGAGAGUGGCCGAUAUGUCGCUCUUUGCUGAUGCACAAGACGGCAAUACACACGCAGCGCGACUUGUUCAAGCGCUGCAUCAACUGCUGGAGUCUGUACAGCCAGAGUUUGAGAAGAAGUGCGAAGACGCAGUGCUGAGUCCUCUGGGAGCGUUGAGUCACGAGGUGCUACCGGAGAUUAAACACACGUUCUGGACUCGACACAGUCGUGUGGACCACGAGAACGCAGCCCACGUUCGUCGUCUGCAGCAGGAGAGAGAGAGUUUACAAGCCAAACUUUGUACAGACGUCCAGAGCAGUAUGACAGCGCUGGUGGCGCUGCAGAACGAGAUGCUAGCAGUCUUGCACGACCGACUACAGGGCUUCGAGCGAGUGCAACGCAUGCCCAGAAAACGCAGCAAAUCCCAACCAGUACUAAAUCGAAGAACCAGGCGUGCAAGUGGCACAAGUCCACGUGGUAUCACCAUUUCUCUCAGCACGAUGACGUCUGCGGCUCAAGUGAAUGACCAACAGGGUGACGUCGGCGAAAAUCAGGAGCUACAGGCGUCUACAGUGUCGAUCGCAGCAGAGAGCGACCAAGUGGAUGGUGACGAGAGCGACGACGAAGAAGGCAGCGUUGAGGACGCCGUAGACGUGGUAGAGCUCGAGGAAGGCGACGACGCAACUCAAGUCGAAGAGCCAAGCUCCUGUAUGUACGUGUGGGGGCGUCCACCCAGUCUCGAGGGUGGGACGCCGCUAGUUCUCCGACCGAAGCACGUGUCUCUAGCCAACGGCCAGCCGAUCGUGCAAGUGGCUUGUGGGGGUGAGCACUUGCUGUAUCUCACGUCCACGGGCGACGUCUACAGCUACGGCGAUAACGAGGACAAGAAGGUUGCCGCCGUCACUGUGGCCACUCAUACGUCUACUCUACCUGAUAACGAGUCAACACGCGUCGUCUCCACGUCCUCGUUCCUGGCUCCACAUCUCGUGGAAGAGCUGGCCCUGGAGAAGGCGCUUCAUCGCACGACUAUCGCGAUGGUGGCGUGUGGCGCCCAGCAUUCACUUGCGAUCACUGACGCUGGCGAGCUGUACACUUGGGGAAGCGGCGAGGACGGACGCCUUGGACAUGGAGAUAUGCGCGAUCGAGCUGUCCCUCGGAAAGUAAUGAGUUUACUGCGGGAAAGCGUCGUGAGUGCGAGUUGUGGCGGCGCGCAUACCGCUGUGUUGACUGCGAAAGGCUCGGUGUUUACGUUCGGUCGAGGACGCAAUGGCCGCUUGGGUCUGGGGGACAAUAAAUGGCGCGAUACGCCGCAUCCGAUCGUGGGAUUCCCGCAAGGAACGUCGAUCUCUCUCGUGGUGUGCGGCUGGAACUUCACCGCGGCGUUGGAUCGACAGGGCAGCGUCUUCACGUGGGGGAAGACGGGGGAAGGACAGUGCGGCUUAGGAUAUGUGGACAGAGAUCAAGUGGUGCCUCGCUGUGUCGACAAGCUGCGAGACGUGGCCGGGUCUUCUGUUGUGGACGUGGCGUGUGGAUACACCCAUACAGUGGUGCUGACAGCCAGCGGAGAGCUGUACUCGUGGGGGUUGGGCGAGUACGGUCAACUAGGGACGGGCGAUGUCUAUCAGCCGCUCCCUGCUCGUGUUCAACUGCCUGCAGACGCCUUGUGUGCGCCUGAUCAACUGGCUCGCGUCUACUGCGGCGCCUUCCACUCCAUCGCAACGACAGAGCAGCGGGUGAUGUUUGCGUGGGGCUUGAACUCGUACGGAGCGUGUGGACUGGGCCACACUGCCAAUAAAGACAAACCGGAGCGUAUUGACUGCUUCUCGUCCCAGACAGAACUCGUCGUGGCGUGUGGACACAAGUAUACCAUCGCUCUGGAAGUGAACGCGUCACUAUACACUCACUCUCCGUCUCAGACGAUGCUACCGACUGGAGCGGCUCUGAAUGGGCUGGAGAUGCCUCCGAGCACACGACAAGUGUCGGAAGGGAGCGAGGCCAGCGACGACGAUCCGAAUCUCGGUCGAGUGUCGCCCAGUCGACCCGUGACGCCGCCACGUCGUCAUCGUCGCGGCACGCCGCCCACUCUGGCGAUGGAUCUGAGUCAUCUGCCACGUGAAGCCAUCCACGAGAAGGAGGAAGAGUUGCGACGUGCCAAGAAACUUUGGCGGACGCGCAUCCUUCGGGACUGGGAAGAGAACAAAGACACACCUCUAGCUCACUCACUAUGGAGACAAGGCAUCCCUCCGUCCAUUCGAGCGCGUGUGUGGCCCAUGGCUAUUGGCAACAAGCUCAAAGUCACGCCCGAGAUGUUCAAGAUCUACCGUCGACGUGCGGCGGCGUACAAGAGCGACCGGGCGUCAAAGGAAGACACGGUAGACGGCGGUCGAGAACACACGUUGGCGCUCAUUGACACGGAUCUACCGCGCACCUUCCCGUCGCUCAAGCUGUUCGACGCUAGCGGUCCUUACUACGCCUUCUUACUGGAAGUUCUCGAGACGUACGCCUGCUAUCGCCCCGAUCUUGGCUACAUUCAAGGCAUGUCGUACUUAGCGGCGAUGCUGUGUCUGCACAUGCCUCAAGACCGCUACUUGGCCUUCCAAUGCCUCGCCAACCUCAUGGUGAACGAGCAUCUCUUCACCUUCUACUUACUGGACGCCGACCUCGCCAAUGUAUACUACACGCUGUUCGACGCCUUCUUGAGCGCCAGACUACCGCACUUGCACGCUCAUCUUCGAGAUGUGGGCGUGUUUUCCUGCUCCAUGUACCUCAUGAACUGGCUGCAGACGCUCUUCCUUCAGGUUCUACCACUCGAGUCGGCUGCCAGAGUGUUCGAUAACUUCUUACUGGACGGCACCGUGUUUCUCUUCCGCACUGCCAUGGCCAUUCACGAGCUCUUGGCGCCGCAGCUGAUGCGGGCGGAGAUGGACGUGGUGUUGCCCUUGCUGCAACAUAACGUCAUGCACCAGGAUGUGUGGACUCUGCGUGUCUCAGAGCAAGCGCUGUUUGAUACAGUGGCGACGAUUGCUGUCCCUAGUCACAUCUACUCGGCGCUGGACCGUGUGGUGAACGACGUCUUCUUCUACGAGAAGCGAGGAGACCCGGAGAGUAUGGGAGGGAAGAGGAUGAUGGCGUUCGCAAGUGGCGGUCAGAGUGUUGGGAUUGGGCAUGUGAAACACCAGCGACGACGGAUGUAUGCGAUUAGCGACGCUCUGAAUGGAGUACUGGGCGGGUUUUGA
This is a messenger RNA of Phytophthora infestans T30-4, 3870 nucleotides long. Its product is annotated as regulator of chromosome condensation (RCC1)-like protein. The transcript has a single exon. Gene Ontology annotation, molecular function: phosphatidylinositol binding. The record is from RefSeq and is a predicted model, not a curated record. Lineage: Eukaryota; Oomycota; Peronosporomycetes; Peronosporales; Peronosporaceae. The coding region runs from base 1 to 3870 and encodes 1289 amino acids.